AUGUCGUCCUUCGUCCCGACUGCUGCUCAGGUGGAGCAAUUCCACCGUGACGGCUACCUCCUCCUUCGCGCGGAGGAGCAUGGCCUGGUAGCACCAGAGAAACUCCGGGCCUGGACUCAGCAGGUGCGGGAGUGGCCCCUUGAAAAGGGAAAGUGGAUGCCUUACCAUGAAGUCAACGUCAAUGGCACAAGGCAACUGCUGCGGACGGAGAACUUUGUCGACUAUCACCCUGACUUCCACGCUCUCCUGUGUGGAGGGGCUCUGGCAGAGAUCUUGAAGAGUAUCUCUGGUGAUGACAUGUUGCUAUUCAAAGACAAGAUCAACUACAAGCUGCCAUCAGGGAACGGAUUUGCUGCACAUCUAGACGCUCCAGCAUACGACCACAUUGGAAAAAUCGAGCACUUAACUGCCAACUUGGCCGUUGACGAGGCCACUCCCGAAAACGGAUGUAUCGAAGUCGUUCCUGGAUCUCACAAAAUGGACGUGGAGCUUUCCCAUGGAGGCGCCAUUUCCAAGGCCUGGGAAGACAGCCACACGUGGACGAAAGUGCCGCUGCAUCCUGGAGAUAUCCUGUUGUUCGGAAGCCACCUAGCCCACCGAAGCGGCCCAAACCGCACCAACACCAGUCGCAGCAGCAUAUAUGCCACCUACCACGGUAAAAGAGAUGGGGACAAUCUCAGGCAGCAGUAUUAUGUCCAUCGACGAGAGAAUUUCCCACCCGACAAUGAACGUGUCGCCGGAAAGGAUUAUACUCAGGGAUACAAUACUUAUGGCUUUGCUGCGCCAUUUCUGUCAGAGAAACAAGUCGGGCAGGACAAGGGCAGAGUCCAGGCAGUUCAUUGA
This is a messenger RNA of Rhinocladiella mackenziei CBS 650.93, 843 nucleotides long. RefSeq lists its product as uncharacterized. The transcript has 3 exons. The record is from RefSeq and is a predicted model, not a curated record. Bases 1 to 843 code for a protein of 280 amino acids. NCBI's taxonomy places the organism in Eukaryota, Fungi, Ascomycota, Eurotiomycetes, Chaetothyriales, Herpotrichiellaceae.